GUUCAACAUUAACUUCGAGUCUUCGACUGACUCGACUUUGCCUCCAUCCAGUUCGCCUGGCGCGUCGCGCAACAUUAUAAAUUAGAGUGUGUGAUGCAACCUGUACUUUAUCAAUCGACUUUUACCCUGGGAUUUAAAAAACCACACUUACAAGGGCGGACGACACUCAGAUCUCCUGUACUCAAGAAUGCUCAGCGCGAUUUUUACGUUGCUGAAUCUUGGCUCAUUCAAUAAUCUCAAUGGUUUUUUAAAACAGACACUGCUUGGCCACACGGUCGACCUGGGACAUGAGAUAUACGGAGGCAACCAGCUGUACCCAAAGGUCUCAAACACGGUUGACUUGGGAUAUGUGACAUACCGAGGCAAGCUGGAUGAGACAUACCCAAACACGGUGGUAUACUUUGGGAUACCGUAUGCCGAGCCCCCUGUAGGCAACCUGCGCUUUCGCGCCACAGUCCCUCUAAAUACAGAGCGUGUGACUGAAGAGGUCAACGGGGAGGUGGUCGACGCGACCGAGCCCCCUGCCUUUUGCAUCCAAGGAUCACUUUCUGGGAAUGUGGGAGGAGCGGGAUCGGAGGACUGCUUGAAUGUCAAUAUCUACACACCCCUCGGUGCCAAAGAAGGUGACAACCUGCCUGUGUUGUUCAAUAUCCAUGGCGGAGGUUGGGUUGAGGGAAAUCCGACCAACUGGCCAUUUGAUCACUGGAUCGAACAAAGCCCGAAUGUGAUUAUCGUGUCUGUUUAUUACCGUUUUGGUUCCUUCGGCUUCCUGGCCACUCCUGAGUUCACUGACCCCGCAUACGGCGACUUUAAUGCGGGGCUCAAGGACCAGAUCCAGGCACUCAAAUGGGUCCAGUCCUACAUCAGAAAAUUCGGUGGCGAUCCAAACAAGGUCACCAUCGCCGGACACAGCGCCGGUGCCAUCUCCGCGGAACUGCACAUGAUUACCAACAGGACCGAAGGGCUGUUUUCUCGUGCUAUUGCACAGAGCGUGGUCAGGUUGCCCUUCCCCACCCCUGAGCAACAGCAGCCCCUCUUCGACAUAUACGCAUCGCUUGCAGGGUGCAAUGAGAGUUCUGUGGCAGAUAAAAUGACAUGCCUCCGUGAUGCAGACGUUAGUGCACUUGCACAGGCGCAGGAUACAGCGCCAAUUGCAGCAAUCAUUCAGGGAAAGCCAUAUAAUUUAUUCCGCCCCGUCUUGGACGGCGUGCUGAUUACUGAGCACCCUACGACAAAGUUCCAGUCCGGUGAAUUCGCUCAUGUUCCGCUUAUAGUUGGUUCAGCAUCCGACGAGACUCUUACUCCCGGGAACUUGGAUAUCUCUGUAGGACUCAAGUCAUUUUUCCCGUUAUUGACAGACACAGACAUUGAGGCGUUCUUAUCGCUAUACCCACCCGAGGACUUUCAUUCUGAGUGUCAUCGGUUCAGGGUGGCCACAGGCGAACCUAAUGUGUUGUGCUCUGGUCAGGCUAUGGGCAUCCCAUCCUCGCGAUAUUCGGAUACUUGGACUUAUCGGUACAACACGCCUAACCCGAGAUUCACCCUCGUCCAUCAUGCUGCUGAGAUGUGGAUGAUGUUUAAUGGCACUGACACUGGUCCGAACGGCACUGCGGAAUUUACACCACAGACGGACGCCCAAAAAGCAUUCGCUUCCGAACUCAUUGCUUAUUGGCUUUCGUUCGUGCGCACCGGCAAUCCGAAUACUUACAAGCUACCCAAAUCCCCAGUGUGGGGGAACUACAAUGAGUCCGACCCAGUCCGGAUGGUUCUGAUGCAGGACCUGAAAAACUCGGUGGACGUGAGUGGUAGCUACAUGGAGGGACAACCUGCUCCGCAGACUGCCAGGUGUGCAUUUGCAAUUAGCAUGGCGGAGGUUUGUCAGAAUUAGGCAGAGUCGCAGUGACUCUCGUCGAAUUGUCAAACGUUUCGCGUGUUUCGGCCAGAAAGUUGGCUGCUUGUACGCGCUUGCUCAUUGAUCACAUAAUCGGAGUUCUCGUCGAGUUCCUCUAACGUCGUGUUGGUCAUCUCUGUAUUAUCUAGUGUAUAUAUUGUAGACGUACUCACUGGAUUAUAGUCAUUUCUAGAUCCUACUCAUGAUUGAGUUGACUUCGCGCCCUGAUCCCGAGAUCUCCAACACAUUUACA
Suillus paluster is the source of this 2144-nucleotide messenger RNA. RefSeq names its product Alpha/Beta hydrolase protein. The transcript has 9 exons. Bases 188 to 1888 code for a protein of 566 amino acids. The record is from RefSeq and is a predicted model, not a curated record. NCBI's taxonomy places the organism in Eukaryota, Fungi, Basidiomycota, Agaricomycetes, Boletales, Suillaceae.